AUGUCGUACCACAUCUCCGCGCCGGACGAGUACCUCGCCAUCACCGGCAUGGGCAUCCGGACCGUGCGCAUCACAAAGGCCGCCUGGGUCUGGCCGCUACAGCGAUGCAUGCGCUUCUCCGUGCAGCCGCGGGACUAUCCCCUAGACCUGCAGGCCAUGACCCACGAGAAGCUCAACUUCAACCUCCCAACCGUCUUCACCAUCGGACCGGACGUCAACCAGCGCGGUGGCAGCGGCGCCGAGUCCAAAGGCGGCGCCGUCGACAAGGGCGAUGCCCUCUUGAAAUACGCCAUGCUCCUCGCCGACUCCAAGGCGUCCAAGUCGUCCCGCGCCCGGGCGGACGGCCCCGGCCAGGGCGAGCAGCAGGAGCACGUCGACUCCAUUGUCAAGGGCAUCAUCGAGGGCGAGACGCGCGUCCUCGUCUCGAGCAUGACCAUGGAGGAGAUCUUUACCGAGCGCGAGGAGUUCAAGAAGAAGAUCUACAAGAACAUCCAAGAGGAGCUCAAGCAGUUUGGUCUCAAAAUCUACAACGCCAACGUCAAGGAGCUCCGCGACACUCCCGGCUCCGUCUACUUUGAGAGCCUCUCCCGCAAGGCCCACGAGGGCGCCAUCAACCAGGCCAGGGUCGACGCGGCCGACGCCCAGCGCCUGGGCACCGUCGGCGAGGCCCAGCGCCUGGGCGAGCAGGAGCGGGAGCUCGCCAAGAUCAGCGCCAGCACCGCUGUCCAGAGGACAGAGCGCGACGCCGAGCGCGCAAGGGCCGAGGCUCAGCUCCAGACCCAGAAGGCCUCCCUCGACAGGGAGGUCAACAUUGCCCACGCCGAGGCCACGCGCGCCCUCGAGGUCAGGGACGAGGAGCUGCGCAGGACUGUAGAGCAGCACCGCGCCGCCGCCGAGACGGAGCGUCUGCGCGCCAGCACCGUCGUCAAGGCCACCAUUGAGAGGGAGUCGGCUCAGCAGCAGGCCGACGCGGAUGCCUACCAGAUCGAGGCCGCCGCCCGGGCCGACGCCGUCAAGACCGAGGAGAAUGCAAAGGCUGAGGCCGCCGCCGGCCAACGCCAGGCAGACGCGGAAGCAUACACCAUCCAGAAACGCGCCGAGGCGCACGCCAUGGCCGAGACACGCGCAGCCGACGCAGACGCCUACGUCAAGACCAAGGACGCAGAGGCCCAAAAGGUCGUCUCCGACGCCGAGGCCUACGCCACCAUCAAGAAGGCAGAGGGACUCACCGCCAUGGCCGGUGCGUACAGAGAGCUGGCAGGCGCCUUUGGUGGACCCGACGGCCUCAUCAAGUACCUCAUGAUCGACCGCGGCACCUACGUCGAGCUCGCCAACGCCAACAGCACCGCCGUCCAGGGCAUGCAGCCCAAGAUCAGCGUGUGGAACACGGGCGACGGCGGCCACCCUGGCGCAGGUGGUGGUGGUGACCCUGCUGACGCGACGAGGCGCGUGUACCAAAUGCUUCCUCCCCUGAUGGAAACCAUCCACGACCAGACGGGCAUCACCCUGCCAGAGUGGCAGUUUGGCAAGAUGGCAGCCCAGACGGACGCCAUUGGCAAGGAGCGCAAGACGAACGGAGAGAGGUGA
Emericellopsis cladophorae is the source of this 1587-nucleotide messenger RNA. RefSeq lists its product as uncharacterized. NCBI's taxonomy places the organism in Eukaryota, Fungi, Ascomycota, Sordariomycetes, Hypocreales, Bionectriaceae. Bases 1 to 1587 code for a protein of 528 amino acids. The transcript has a single exon. Gene Ontology annotation, biological process: protein localization to plasma membrane. The record is from RefSeq and is a predicted model, not a curated record. Gene Ontology annotation, cellular component: plasma membrane.